Molecule: messenger RNA, 1413 nt
Organism: Metarhizium brunneum ARSEF 3297
Lineage: Eukaryota; Fungi; Ascomycota; Sordariomycetes; Hypocreales; Clavicipitaceae
Cellular component (GO): membrane
Molecular function (GO): N-acetylgalactosaminide beta-1,3-galactosyltransferase activity
Source: RefSeq, a predicted model, not a curated record
AUGCUCAGCUCGAAACAACUAGGUCCGUUAUGUGACGGCCCCUAUUGCGACAUCUACGGCUUGCGAGAAAAGCUGCCCAAGCUUGGAAACGAUGCCGCAUCCGACAGCAAACUUACAGGUGACAAAGCUCACGAUGGGGCUCAGCACGUCGAACAGGACUUCAAAUCCCCCGGGCUUGAUGACGAAUGUGCGCUGUUCCCCAACACUUCCAGUGUCUUGCUCAUCAUGAAGACUGGCGCCUCUGAAUCCUAUUCUAAAAUACCUACCCAACUUAUGACCAACCUUAAGUGUCUACCCGACUUUCUUUUCUUCAGCGACAUGGCUCAAAAGAUUGCGGGCUACACCAUCCAUGACAGUCUUGACACCGUGCUGGACGAAGUCAAGGAAAAGAACAAGGAUUUCGACCUCUACUACCGACAGAAGAAAUGUCCCGUCGACCAAGAACAGUGCAACAAGGACUAUGAUGUGGCUCAGCAAGGAUGGAGCCUGGACAAGUAUAAGAAUAUUCAUAUGGCGGAAAAGGCGUACAAAAUGCGACCCGACUACGACUGGUAUCUGUUUGUUGACGCCGACACCUAUGUUGUUUUCCCCACGUUGAUGGAGUGGUUAAAGCAAAUGGAUCCCAACAAGCCGCAUUACAUUGGCAGCGUCGCCUACCUUGCUAAUUUUCCAUUUGGUCACGGUGGUAGCGGUUAUCUCGUGUCCAGGGGGACCAUGCACUCUAUGUUUCACGGCAAAACCGGUGUGGCGAAUAAAUACGACGAGCCGGUUCAACACACCUGCUGCGGUGACUUUAUGUGGUCAAAGGCUUUGAAGGACGAGACUGGUAUUCCGGUCGUCAAUGCCUGGCCUGUUAUCAAUGGGGAGAAACCACACACCAUUCCAUAUGCCGAAGACGAGUGGUGCCAGCCCAUUGUCACCAUGCACCACGUUGUUGCCGAGGACAUCUCUGACCUGUACGCUUUCGAAAAAGAGCGCAAGUUCAAGAAGAUGCUGCGAAUCAAGGACCUGUAUCACAAGUUUAUGAGCCCGGAGCUGGUGGAGGCACGACCAGACUGGGACAAUCUGAGCGAGGAUGUGAACUACCUCAACAGCACCCGGGCCGAGUACGACGAGUGGGACUUGGCCAAAGCCAAGACUGAAAAUCUAUCAGACGCAGAAGCUGAUGCCUACAAGAGUUUUGACGACUGCAAGAAGGCCUGUCUGAGCAUGGCCAACUGCUUCCAAUUCCGCUACCAGAAUAGCAUUUGCGGAAUUUCCCACAAAAUCAAGCACGGCAAACCUGCUAAAAAGGGCAACGACGACUCUAAGCGAUACAUGAGUGGGUGGAACGUGGAGAAUAUCAAGAAGUGGGUUGAGGAGCAAGGUGAUUGCGACAAACACAAUUUCGAAUGGCCAGUCAGCGACAAGUAA